GCUUGUGCAUCCGCGUGUGUACACAAUCCUGUCGAUAAUUCAAUGUAAUUCGGUUGGCUUGUCCUUGGUGCAGGACCGACAUGUGCGGAGACGACAGGAGCUGCGGUCUCCUGGGGAUGGCGAAGCUCGCAGGCAUUUGCGAUCCCGAUAACCAGGCGGUCAUAUGCCAGGACAACGGUCUGCGGUUGGGCUUCACCAUCGUCCACCAGAUCGGACACGCUUUGGGAAUGCUUCACGAUAUUGAUGAUCGGAACGAGACGUCCAUCAUGGAUCCGUACAUCUCGCCGAAGAUGAACCACUGGAGUCCGUGCAGCCGUCGCUCGUUUGCGAAUUUUAUUAAUUCAGGUCUCGGUGCAUGCCUGUACGAUCCGCCGACGGAUCACAGCUUCGUCCUGAUGGACGCCUUGCCCGGGGUCAUGUACGACGCCGACUACCAAUGCAGGGAACUGUUCGGACCCAACGCCGGCCUGUGCAUGACCGGACUC
Molecule: messenger RNA, 485 nt
Organism: Nicrophorus vespilloides
Lineage: Eukaryota; Metazoa; Arthropoda; Insecta; Coleoptera; Silphidae
Product: A disintegrin and metalloproteinase with thrombospondin motifs 4-like
Exons: 3
Biological process (GO): proteolysis; extracellular matrix organization
Cellular component (GO): extracellular matrix
Molecular function (GO): metalloendopeptidase activity
Source: RefSeq, a predicted model, not a curated record